Humulus lupulus (European hop) is the source of this 1821-nucleotide messenger RNA. RefSeq names its product histone deacetylase HDT1-like. Lineage: Eukaryota; Viridiplantae; Streptophyta; Magnoliopsida; Rosales; Cannabaceae. The coding region runs from base 362 to 1246 and encodes 294 amino acids. The record is from RefSeq and is a predicted model, not a curated record. The transcript has 9 exons.
GGGUGGUGUCUUAAGAUAUUCUUUUUGUUUGCAAUAGUUUUGUUAAUGUAUUUUUUAACCAUUGUCCAAGAGAAGCUGGAGUAGUUCAUGCCCUUGCAAAAUUAGCUCGAAUAAUGAACAUAUUUAGUGGCUUAGGUAUCCCAGCUCUAUUAUAAAUUUGUUUUUCUCUAUUGUAAACUUAGCAUUGGGUAGAAGGAAAUUGUUAUAGAAUUAUUUACCUGAUUUUAAAAUAAAUAUAUAUUAAAAUGUAUUAUUUUAAAUUCCCCGACGUAAAAUAGAAGAGGGAGAAGAGAGGCGAGAGGGAAAAACGAAUUUGAGACGAUCUUCCAGAAACCCUCUGUGUAACUGCUCCGUUUCAUCAAUGGGGUUUUGGGGUCUAGUGGUCGAAAGUGGAAAGUCUGAAGUGGUUGAACACGAUUGCUCGUUCUUGCAUCUUGCACAGGCUUCUCUUGGUGAGAUCAAGAAAGAAGAAGGCAGUGAACCUGUUAUGCUGACUGCAAAAGUUGGUGAUCAGAAAUUUGUUGUUGGGAGGCUUUCAGAAAAGGUUCCUCAGCUUUUACUUGAUCUUGUAUUUGAUAAGCCAUUUGAGCUAUCGCAUAACUGGAAAAAUGGGAGUGUCCACUUCACAGGAUAUAUAGUUGAAAAUUCCAAUUCUGAGUCUGAUUCUGAUUCUGAAGAUGAGAACGUGCCUAUUCCCAUUGAUCAUGGUGUAUUUUCUGGAAACUUAAACCUGCGGUCUGAAGAAGAAGAAAAAGUUACGAACUCGAAUAACAUUUUGAAUUCUUGUCAAAGAGGAAGCCGUGGGCCUUCUGGGGACGAAGAAAACGAUUCAUCUUCUGAUGAUGAGUCUGAUAGUGAUGAUGAAGAGCUGGUCAACGAUGACGGGAAAAGCAGUGAAGAUGAGGAUGAAAGUGAGGAUGGGGAUGGAAGCGAGGAUGAAGAAAGUGAUGACAGUGAGGAGGAGGAUGAAGAGAAGAAGGUUGAAAUUGGCAAGAAAAGACCUGCUGAAGCUGCCACUCCGACUACUGAAAAGAAGGCGAAAUUGAUAACCCCUGAAAAGACUGAUUCAAAGAGUGGGGGCAGUAAAGUACGUAGUCAUGUACCAACUCCUCACCCGGCAAAACAAGCUAAAAAAACUGCAGCUAUAUCUGGGAAAGCUUUCCCUUGCACGCAGUGCAGCAGAUCCUUUGGCUCCGACAUUGCUUUACAAUCUCAUACGAAGGCCAAACAUGCUCCUGCCAAGUGAAGCUUAUUCUAGUGUUUGUUUAAGUGAGAAUUCUACGUUUAGCAAUUGCUACCAAGUUUCAGUAGAUUUCAUAAUUAGGGAUUAGUGUUUCUAUUUUUAUUUUUUGUUUCCUUACAAAUUAGGAGUAAUAUUUAUUUAGCAAGCAUUUUUUCAUUGAAGACAUUUCGUAUUUUUGUUAGUUGUAGUCAAGAGUCCAUUAUCAUUUUAUGGUUGAUGACGAAGCAAAUACUAGUAUUUAUUUUCUAAGCUUGAAAGGCAUUUUACUCAUCAAUGAUUUAACUUGUAAAAAAAUGUAAUGGUAUGUGAGUCAACAAGCAUUUUGAUGUAGCAACUCAAUUAACAUUAAAACCACAAAAAUAUCCAUAUUAGGCACCACAUUGCUCUUCAAAUUAAAAAUACAAAAAUCUAAAUCUAAAAGUUUUCAUAGGCUUAAAACAUGUCACAAUUAUCAAAAAGAAAAAAAAAAUCCACAAUUUAAAACGGCAUCUUCCUGGAGAAUCUAUAAGCAGCCUAUCAAAAUAGAGGGUAGAGCUAGGGUGUACAGAUCGAUCCCUUGAGAUAGGAAAAAGCUUUAC